UAAAAAUUCAUCUAAUAAACUUAACCAUAUCACCAACCAGCUCUAAAUAGGGGCAGAGGGAGUAAUUUAAUCUGCGUAGAAAGGAACUUGAGGUUAACCAUGGUGUCUCCAUAAGGGGUCUGCCUCUGUUUAUAUCCUACAAAACCACUUCAAACUUAGCCUAGAAAGAACUUUCUUGGGUUUCCGUUCCUGUUUAGUCUUGAAUUAUUUUUUCUGGUAUAACCAGAUGGGUUUUUCCAGUCUUGUGAUCCAAGCAUAAAGUUGGAAUCUUGGUGAGAUUUUACCAGUUCUCUCCAGAAAUCAUGAACUGGGUUUUCCUUGAAAUGAAAGGAAGAAGCUUGCUUUCUCCAUCGGAGCAGCCACACUUGUUCACUCAGCCACCGCCGCAGAUUCUUCAAUCCGGUGGUUUCAAUUUGAAUGAGAAGGUUAGUCCAAGUCUAUUGCUCGCCAUUAUAAUUCUAGCCAUCAUUUUCUUUGUUUCUGGAUUGCUUCAUCUUUUGGUUAGAUUUUUUAUGAGACCUUCUAGAGAACCAGAAGAUUUCGAUAAUGUUACUGCUCUGCAAGGACGGUUGCAGCAACUAUUCCAUCUCCAUGAUUCUGGUGUUGACCAGUCCUUCAUAGAUACCCUCCCUGUUUUUCAAUACAAAGCCAUUAUAGGAUUGAAGAACCCACUUGAUUGUGCAGUCUGUUUGUGUGAAUUUGAGACUGAAGAUAAGCUUAGAUUACUCCCAAAAUGUAGCCAUGCUUUUCACAUGGAGUGCAUAGAUACUUGGCUUUUGUCUCACUCUACCUGCCCCUUGUGUAGAGCUUGUUUGCUCCCUGAUUUCUCUCCAAAUAAUAGCUGCUCACCCGUGGUUCUUGUUCUUGAUUCUGGAAGUGAGAGCUCAAGAGAGCUUCCUACAGAUAGAGAAAAUGGUCUUGGUAGGACCAAUUCAGUUAUGAGGACAAAUUCCCAUCUGGGUUUUGACAGUGACAGUGAAUUGGGAUCAUCAGCGCGCAUCAACUCUGCUCGUCAAUCAUGUGAACUUGGUGCAAAAGAUGAUGUUAGUACUGCAGUUGUGGUUGAUUCAGGGGAAAAGGUUGUGCCUGUUAAGCUAGGGAAGUUUAGGAAUGUUGAUGGUGGUGAAGGUAGCAGUAACAAUAGUGUGGAUGAUAGACGGUGUUACUCUAUGGGUUCCUUUGAGUAUGUAAUGGAUGAGAAUUCUUUGUUGCAAGUACCGAUAAGAACCCUGAUGAAGAAACAAUCAAACAAGAAGCCUUCCUUGCCAUUGACACCUGGUCACAGGUUAGCAAUGUCUGAAUGUGAUUGUGAAUCAAGAAGAGAAUUCAAUGGCCUUGAAGCCUUUAGAAAUGUCAAAACAAAUGGCAAUACUAGUACAGGAGAUCACAAUGGGAAGGCCAUGGGAAAGAUCAAAAAGGAAAGCUUCUCAAUAUCAAAAAUUUGGCUUCGUGGUAGGAAGGGGAAGGACAGAUUGUCGGACGAUUUGUCAAGGAGGGCUUUUUCAUCACGGUUUCCUGCUCAUGGAGAUGUUCCAGCUACUGCUGGUGAUGAUGGCAUGAAGAUGAAGAAUACGAUUGAUUAUUCCAGGAGUACCAUUUCUGAGAUAGAAUUUGGCAUCUCAGAAAAUGGAGUUAGUGAAAUAGGUUUCGAUGAGGAAGCUCAGAGCUACAACAGUCUGGAUGCACAACCUAAAACACCGUCUUUUGCAAGGAGAACUCUUCUCUGGCUAGUUGGUAGACAAAAUAAGGUUGUUCACUCAUCCUUUACACCCAAUUUCUAGCUUCGUUUAUUUGCAUAUUUAUUUUUAUUUCACUCUAGGAUUCUUUGUCCAGGAAAGCCCUCUUCAAUUCCUCCGUUGUAAAGGCAAAAUUGGGUGAUCUUGUAGUUUGAAAAACAAAAAGAAAAGCACGAGAGAACUAAGCACAUAAUUUACUAU
This is a messenger RNA of Rubroshorea leprosula, 1937 nucleotides long. Lineage: Eukaryota; Viridiplantae; Streptophyta; Magnoliopsida; Malvales; Dipterocarpaceae. The record is from the annotation of a GenBank genome assembly.